CGAUGUGCACGCGAAGAUUUCAGACGCGCGCGUGUCUGUAGAAAUGUUUGCUCAACAAAGGAAAAACAGAGAACCUAUGGAAGAGGAUGCAAAAGAGUAGGACUCUUUCAGGCUGUAUAAAGUGCUUAUAUAAAGCGUGCGAUAUUUAACCUCAUGGAGUUAUCAGAUCAUUCAUGAUGAUGUCUUAUGAAAGGCACGAGCGCUGAUCGAGCGGUCCUCUAAGAAAAAAAAAAAGGGUGCGCGCGCGUAUGCAUUCACCUGGUGGUCGGCUUCAUAACGCGUCUAUAACGCUGUGAGUUGACGUUUGGGGUUAUUUGAUGGUGCUAAGGAUAAAAACAACUAAUGAGAAAGUUGCGCGCAGCACAGCGUUUCACCUGAGAAAAUCUGAGCCACACCGUUGCUUUUGUAGAAAUUAUGGGAAAUGGAUAAACUCACCAUUAUUUCAGGAUGUCUGUUUCUUGCUGCUGAUAUUUUUGCCAUUGCCAGCGUCGUAAACCCAGACUGGAUCAACACUGGAGAGGAAGAAGGUGCCCUGACCAUGGGGCUGGUCCGGCAGUGUCAGACGAUUCACGGGCGUGACAGGAUCUGUUCGCCCCCGAGCCUUUCUCCAGAAUGGCUGGCCACUCUCUUCUUCAUAAUCCUGGGCAUCAUUUCACUGUCCAUCACUUGUGCUCUGUUGGUGAUGUCACACUGGCAUCAGGAGACAGCGAAGUACGCCCGCUGGAUCGCUUUCACAGGAAUGGUCAUGUUCUGUCUGGCAGCUCUUAUAUUUCCAACAGGAUUUUAUAUCAGCGAAGUUGGUGGACAACCUUAUAAGUUACCGAACAGCACUGUCGUCGGAUCUUCAUACGUACUUUUUGUCCUGUCGAUAUUUUUUACAAUCGUUGGACUGCUGUUUGCUGGGAAAGUCUGUCUGCCCGGCUGACUCUUAAACAUGACCGUGAAAAAAAGUAGAAAGUUAAAAGGAAAUAAUCUUCACCACUGAUGCGUUUGCCAGCUGUAGAACUUUGCACAAAGCAUGAAGAGCCACUUCUUAGAAAGUGAAAAGCCACAAAGACUGCUGACAAGAUUUUAUACACACACACACACACACACACACACACUAUGUCAAGACUUGUGUCCUAGAGAUGCACGAUAUCCACUAACACCGAUACGUAUCUGUUCAGUAUUGUCUUCUACUGAUGAUUAUUUUUAAUGAUACCUUUUUUUCCUUUCUUUUAACAUCAUUUUUGUGGUUGUAUCCUUGAUCUCAUGGCAUGUGAAAACCUUUAUUUAAAUGCAGCGCACAUUUUCUUUUGGGCAUAAAAGUAAAAGAUGAUUGUGAAUAA
Messenger RNA from Clarias gariepinus (North African catfish), 1328 nucleotides. RefSeq lists its product as uncharacterized. Gene Ontology annotation, biological process: negative regulation of smoothened signaling pathway. Lineage: Eukaryota; Metazoa; Chordata; Actinopteri; Siluriformes; Clariidae. The transcript is spliced from 3 exons. Bases 422 to 925 code for a protein of 167 amino acids. Gene Ontology annotation, cellular component: Golgi apparatus; ciliary membrane. The record is from RefSeq and is a predicted model, not a curated record.